This is a messenger RNA of Symphalangus syndactylus (siamang), 2007 nucleotides long. RefSeq names its product fatty acid amide hydrolase 2 (gene FAAH2). The record is from RefSeq and is a predicted model, not a curated record. Lineage: Eukaryota; Metazoa; Chordata; Mammalia; Primates; Hylobatidae. Gene Ontology annotation, cellular component: endomembrane system.
GGAAUUGUGGGUAGACACUGGACUUGUAAACUAAAAGCUUCGUAAGUACCUCUUUGCUUAGCAUUUUUCUCGUCCUUUCCCCAGGGUGCACAUAACCCUCAAGCACUAGGACCUUGCGGAAUCCAGGCUGCGAUGGCACCUUCAUUUACCGCCCGCAUUCAGUUGUUCCUCUUGCAGGCGCUAGGCUUUCUCAUAGGCUUAGUAGGCCGAGCAGCUUUAGUCUUAGGGGGCCCAAAAUUUGCCUCAAAGACCCCUCGGCCGGUGACUGAACCAUUGCUUCUGCUUUCGGGGAUGCAGCUGGCCAAGCUGAUCCGACAGAGAAAGGUGAAGUGUAUAGAUGUUGUUCAGGCUUAUAUCAACAGAAUCAAGGAUGUGAACCCAAUGAUCAAUGGAAUUGUCAAGUACAGGUUUGAGGAAGCAAUGAAGGAGGCUCAUGCUGUAGAUCAAAAGCUUGCAGAGAAGCAGGAAGAUGAAGCCACCCUGGAAAAUAAAUGGCCCUUCCUUGGGGUUCCUUUGACAGUCAAGGAAGCUUUCCAGGUACAAGGAAUGCCCAAUUCUUCUGGACUCAUGAACCGUCGUGAUGCCAUUUCCAAAACAGAUGCCACUGUGGUGGCAUUACUGAAGGGAGCUGGUGCCAUUCCUCUUGGCAUAACCAACUGCAGUGAGUUGUGUAUGUGGUAUGAAUCCAGUAACAAGAUCUAUGGCCGAUCAAACAACCCAUAUGAUUUACAGCAUAUUGUAGGUGGAAGUUCUGGUGGUGAGGGCUGCACACUGGCAGCUGCCUGCUCAGUGAUUGGUGUGGGCUCUGAUAUUGGUGGUAGCAUUCGAAUGCCUGCUUUCUUCAAUGGUAUAUUUGGACACAAGCCUUCUCCAGGUGUGGUUCCCAACAAAGGUCAGUUUCCCCUGGCUGUGGGAGCCCAGGAGUUGUUUCUGUGCACUGGUCCUAUGUGCCGCUAUGCUGAAGACCUGGCCCCCAUGUUGAAGGUCAUGGCAGGACCUGGGAUCAAAAGGUUAAAACUAGACACAAAGGUACAUUUAAAAGACUUAAAAUUUUACUGGAUGGAACAUGAUGGAGGCUCAUUUUUAAUGUCCAAAGUGGACCAAGAUCUCAUUUUGGCUCAGAAAAAGGUUGUGGUUCACCUUGAAACUGUUCUAGGAGCCUCAGUUCAACAUGUUAAACUGAAGAAAAUGAAGUACUCUCUUCAGUUGUGGAUCACAAUGAUGUCAGCAAAGGGACAUGAUGGGAAGGAACCUGUGAAAUUUGUGGAUUUGCUUGGUGACCAUGGGAAACAUGUCAAUCCUCUGUGGGAGUUGAUCAAAUGGUGCCUGGGUCUGUCAGUGUACACCAUCCCUUCCAUUGGACUGGCUUUAUUGGAAGAAAAGCUCAGAUAUAACAAUGGGAAAUACCACAAGUUUAAGGCAGUGGAAGAAAGCCUGCGUAAAGAGCUGGUGGAGAUGCUAGGUGAUGAUGGUGUGUUCUUAUAUCCCUCACAUCCCACAGUGGCACCUAAGCAUCAUGUCCCUCUAACACGGCCUUUCAACUUUGCUUACACAGGUGUCUUCAGUGCCCUGGGUUUGCCUGUGACCCAAUGCCCACUGGGACUGAAUGCCAAAGGACUCCCUCUAGGCAUCCAGGUUGUGGCUGGACCCUUUAAUGAUCAUCUGACCCUGGCUGUGGCCCAGUACUUGGAGAAAACUUUUGGGGGCUGGGUCUGUCCAGGAAAGUUUUAGGAGGACCUUCUGCAAGGUUAAUAUGUGUGUGUGUGUGUGUGUGUGUGUGUGUUUGUGUGGUGGUGUUUCUAUUAAUUGGGUGAAAUCAAGCACCAGCAGACAAGCAGAGAAACAACUGGGGAAUUUAUUGACUCAUUUAGUUAUUCUUUCUACUUUGAUUUCCUUCUCUAACUGUUGGACUUGCUAAAAUGGUAUUAUUUGCUUCUUGCUUUUAUGUUACUGGAAAGUUAGGACAUGUAAAUGGGUAAGUGCAAUAAAGUUUCCUAAAUGCUGGAA